This is a messenger RNA of Lachnellula hyalina, 333 nucleotides long. RefSeq names its product putative bolA-like protein (gene SPAC8C9.11). Lineage: Eukaryota; Fungi; Ascomycota; Leotiomycetes; Helotiales; Lachnaceae. The record is from RefSeq and is a predicted model, not a curated record. Gene Ontology annotation, cellular component: nucleus; cytosol. Gene Ontology annotation, molecular function: 2 iron, 2 sulfur cluster binding. Gene Ontology annotation, biological process: intracellular iron ion homeostasis. The transcript is spliced from 2 exons. Bases 1 to 333 code for a protein of 110 amino acids.
AUGGGCGAAACUCCAGGAGUCUCAGAGGCAGACCUCAAGGCCAAAAUAAUCGAUCAACUUCAAGCAAUCCAUGUCGAAAUUGAAGACAUGUCAGGUGGAUGCGGCCAAGCAUUUUCUGCUGUGAUAGUCUCGCCUCAAUUCGAGAAGAAGACGACCUUGGCGAGACAUCGAUUGGUUAAUACGGCGCUGAAGGCCGAGAUUGCUGCUAUUCAUGCUUGGACACCGAAGUGCUUUACGCCAGAGCAGUGGGAGAAGCAGAAGGCUGAAGGGAAGGUAGCUGUUGCACCUGGGAAGGAUACCACGGGAGAGGUUGUUACUGGGACUACGGCUUGA